Onychostruthus taczanowskii (white-rumped snowfinch) is the source of this 2314-nucleotide messenger RNA. RefSeq lists its product as uncharacterized. Gene Ontology annotation, molecular function: protein binding. The record is from RefSeq and is a predicted model, not a curated record. Bases 833 to 1777 code for a protein of 314 amino acids. Lineage: Eukaryota; Metazoa; Chordata; Aves; Passeriformes; Passeridae. The transcript has 3 exons.
GACACGGAUGUGACAGGGUGGACUUAAAGGGGCAGCGACACGAGGGGAUGGGGACAGGAGGGACACGGAGGGGCACAGGGGGGUGGCCACAGACACGCGACACAGGGGGACACGGAUGUGACAGGUGGACGUGGGGGUGGACACGUGCGAGGGGUUGGGCAUACAUGGACACGGACACCACGAGGGGACACACGGACACCACGAGGGGACACACGGACAGGGAUGGGAGCAGGGAGUCACGAAGGGACUCGGACACCAGGGGGCGGGCACGGACACGGUGUGACACCGGGGGGACACGGCGGGGACACGGAGGGGACAAGGGUGGACACAGGGCAGUGGACGUGGAGGGACACGGACACCGGAGGGGGCUCGGACAUGGGGAGGGGACACGGACAUGAUGCACUCGGGACACUGAGCUGCAGACACGGGGAGGCGACACCGGGAUGGGGACAGCCACCCUGCCAGGGGACACAGCCACAGAGUCCCCUGGCUCCCACCCGGCCCCGGGGUCUCCUCACACUCGGGGGGUCCCUGUGCUGCCUCAGGGGGGGGUCUGUGUGCCCACGUGGGUGUCACCCCCCCCCCUCGGGUCACAGGGGUCACCGGGACACUCAGCCAGUGCCAGAGGGAUGCUCAGCACCCCAAAAACGACCGGGGGGGGUCUGGCAGGGGUCAGGGGGUGCUGAGGUGGGGGUGCUGCCCCCCUGCCCCCCCCCCCCGGGGCCGGCUACGCCCUGGCAGGGUGACACGGGACAGCCGGACCCGCCUGUUCCUCUUCCCCACACCAGGCAGCAGCGGCCGGAGCGCAGGCUCCCGCUGCAGUGGAAGAACCAUGGGGGUCCCCGCGGCCCCGCUGCUGCUGCUGCUGCUGCUGCUGCUCCCGGGGAGCCCCUUUUUUAUCGUGUCGCCGUGUUUCCCCUUGCUGCUGGGCGUUUCCGAUGAGCUGGACCUGAGCAACAGGAGCAGCGGCUGUGCCGAGCUGGACUGGGGCCCGUUCCACCGGCAGCGCCGGCUGCUGCUGAGGAACAACGGCAUCGAGGCGCUGAACCCCUCGGCCCGCCUGGGACCCCGGCUGGAGGAGCUGGACCUGGCGGAGAACCGGCUGCGGGAGCUGCCCCGCGGCUUCUUCAGCAACGCCACGGCCCUGCGGAGCCUGAGCCUGGAGGGGAACCCCCUCCCCGCCGUGCCCCCCGCCGCCUUCCAGCCCACGCUGAGCUCCCUGAGCGUGUCGUGCCGCUGCGACCUGCUGGGCACGGUGCUGGCACCCUGUGCCCGCCCGGGCAUCACCUGCCUGUGCCUCACAUCCCACGGGCAUCCCUUCAACGUCACGGAGUUCCACGGCCGGGAGUGCGGGCCCGGCGCGGGGCUGGCGGCCGGGGUGGCCGCGGGGGUGGCCGUGCUGGUGGCAGCGCUGGUGGCAGCGCUGGUGGCCGCCGUUCGGUACCGGCGGAGGAGAGCGGGAGCCGCGGUGGGCGGCGUGGGGAGGGGGAAGCGGGAUCCCGCUGGAAACGCGCGGCAGCCGCGCUACAUCAGCCGGGACACCGGGAGCGGCUCCGCCGAUGUCACCGACGGCCCCGACUACGAGAACGUGUUCGUGAGCCCCGGCACGGCCCCGGGAGCCCCGCGGGGAUGGGCACCGGCGGGGCAGGAGCCGCGCUACAGCCCCCAGGUCCUGCUGGAUGAGGAUUAUUUCCUGGAGAGCAAUCCCGGGGACCAGCCCAUCUACGCCAACACUGUGUGCCCCACCGAGGACAUCUACAUCAUUCCUGACCAGUGAGGGGCUGGGGGACCCUGCCGGGGCUGGGGGGACCCCCUGUGUCCCCCACUGCUGCCCUUUCCCCGGCUGUCCCCCAGCCCAGAGGGGACAGGGACAUUCCCCGCCGCCGUGCAGGGCUCCCACGCACAUCCCGCGGGAGCGCCUUUUGCAGGGGGGAUUUUUUUGGCAGCCCCAGUCGCCUCCUUCGCCCCGAUUCUCAGGCGGAGGUGAGGGCUGAGCUGGCGUUUCCUCCCGGGGCUGCGGCCACCGACCGCGGGGACACCGGCUGCCACAUCCGCCACCGGAGCCUCGGGGCCAGCGCUGGAGGAGCGGGGCUGGAGGAGCUGGGCUGGGCUCGGCCUGGCUGAGCUGGGGCUGGCUGAGCGGGGCUGGGCUCGGCCUGGAGGAGCUGGGCUGGGCUCAGCUGUGGAGCUGGGCUCAGGACUGGAGCUGGGGCUGGGCUCAGCCUGGCUGAUCUGGGACUGGACCCAGCACUGGCUCAGCCUGGCUGGGCUCAGCCUGGAAGAGCUGGGACUGGGCUCAGCCUGGAGCUGGAGC